Messenger RNA from Ictidomys tridecemlineatus (thirteen-lined ground squirrel), 8767 nucleotides. The record is from RefSeq and is a predicted model, not a curated record. NCBI's taxonomy places the organism in Eukaryota, Metazoa, Chordata, Mammalia, Rodentia, Sciuridae.
CCCCAGAAUUCGGGCGCGCACCGGGGUUCCCACCCGGCUGCCGGACUGGACUCGUGUAAUCGCCAGCGCCCGGGUGCCACCUGGCCAAUCGCCAGGUACCGGGACAGAGCUGGCCUGUGUUUCACACCUCCCUUGCAAAAUUGAGCCAGCCCGGAGGCCUUGGGGAGGCGCGUCCGGUGGCGCAUCGGAGAGCGCAACAGGCAGAAUUCGUUCCUGGUGGAGAGAAGCUCCUCCUCUGGUUCCCAGACCCCUUGAGGCUUUAGGAACCAGUAGGUGAAAUUAUCUGCCUUGAAGGAGAAACAGCGCCUGCUCCUUCAUCAAGAGGAAGCUGUUCAUUGCUAUGGAUACCGAAUCCACAUAUUCUGGAUAUUCAUACUAUUCAAGCCAUUCAAAAAAAUCUCACAGACAAGGGGAGAGAACUAGAGAGAGACACAAAUCACCCCGAAAUAAAGAUGGCAGAGGGUCAGAAAAAUCUGUCACCAUUCAGGCUCCCACCGGAGAGCCCCUGUUGGCAAACGAUUCUACUCGGACAGAGGAAGUUCAGGAUGACAACUGGGGCGAGACCACCACAGCCAUCACGGGCACCUCGGAGCACAGCAUAUCCCAAGAGGACAUUGCCAGGAUCAGCAAGGACAUGGAGGACAGCGUGGGGCUGGAUUGUAAACGUUACCUGGGCCUCACCAUCGCCUCGUUUCUGGGACUCCUAGUUUUCCUCACCCCCAUUGCCUUCAUCCUGUUACCCCCGAUCCUGUGGAGGGACGAGCUGGAACCUUGUGGCACCAUCUGCGAGGGACUCUUUAUCUCCGUGUCGUUCAAACUCCUCAUUCUGCUCAUAGGAACCUGGGCCCUUUUCUUCCGCAAGCAGAGAGCCGACGUGCCACGGGUGUUUGUGUUCCGAGCCCUGUUACUGGUCCUCAUCUUCCUCUUUGUGGUUUCCUAUUGGCUUUUUUAUGGAGUCCGUAUUUUGGACUCUCGGGACCGAAACUACCAGGGCAUUGUGCAAUACGCCGUCUCCCUCGUGGAUGCCCUCCUCUUCAUCCAUUACCUGGCCAUCGUCCUGUUGGAGCUCCGGCAGCUGCAGCCCAUGUUCACGCUGCAGGUGGUCCGCUCCACUGAUGGAGAGUCCCGGUUCUACAGCUUGGGACACCUGAGUAUCCAACGAGCAGCUUUGGUGGUUCUGGAAAAUUACUACAAAGAUUUCACCAUCUAUAACCCGAACCUCCUCACAGCCUCCAAAUUCCGGGCAGCCAAGCACAUGGCCGGGCUGAAAGUCUACAACGUAGACGCUGCCCUUAUGGCCAAACUGAAACUUUGUGUAACAGAUGGCCCCAGUAACAACGCCACAGGUCAGUCCCGGGCCAUGAUCGCUGCGGCCGCUCGGCGCAGGGACUCCAGCCACAACGAAUUGUAUUACGAAGAGGCUGAGCAUGAACGGCGGGUGAAGAAGCGGAGAGCAAGGCUGGUGGUGGCAGUGGAAGAGGCCUUCAUCCACAUCCAGCGCCUCCAGGCAGAGGAGCAGCAGAAAGCCCCAGGGGAGGUGAUGGACCCCCGGGAGGCGGCCCAGGCCAUCUUCCCCUCCAUGGCCAGGGCGCUGCAGAAGUAUCUGCGCACCACCCGGCAGCAGCACUACCACAGCAUGGAGAGCAUCCUGCAGCACCUGGCCUUCUGCAUCACCAACAGCAUGACGCCCAAGGCCUUCUUAGAACGAUACCUCAGCGCCGGACCCACCUUGCAGUAUGACAAGGAGCGUUGGCUGUCUACGCAGUGGAGACUGAUCAGUGACGAGGCAGUGACGAACGGGUUACGGGAUGGGAUCGUUUUCGUCCUUAAAUGCUUGGACUUCAGCCUCGUAGUCAAUGUGAAGAAAAUUCCAUUCAUCGUCCUCUCCGAAGAGUUCAUAGACCCCAAAUCUCACAAAUUCGUUCUUCGCCUACAAUCUGAGACAUCAGUUUAAAAGUCCUAUAUUUGUGUCUUUAUAUAAAAAGAAGAAUAUAUAGAGAAUUAUAUAUGUCCAGAGGGGUGUCUUUUUUUAAAAAAAAAAAAAAGUUUUUUUAUUCUUCAUUGAUGACUGAAACUGGCAGAUGAUAGACCAGUAUCCUUUGACCAUCUGCACUUUAUUCGUAAGGAAGCAGGGGAGAGCCAUCCUGACAAAAAGUGACCGGUGGCCCCUGACUUUCAUAGAGGGGACUUCUCAAAAAGCCGUUCUCUGGAGUCUGCGACGGCUGUAAACCAAAGCAGAGCUGCUGCAUCCUCGGGAGCCUCGCCUUACAACUAGUCCCUGCCUCUCGUCCAGAUCCAGGACCACAUCCCCCGUUGCUUCUGGUCAACCUCUUCCUGGAUUCUAGGGGACCCAUCUGAUUCUGUUUCACCAGACCCUGCACAUCCGUGUGGGAAUCACGGGCAGUUCCAGAGACUCCUAGCCUUCAUCUUUGUUCUUUGUUGCCUUAGAUGCCUCAGAGAAAGAUCUCCCCUACACACACACACACACACACACACACACACACACACACAAAAUGUGCACUAUCAGGUUACAGCUAUUAAGUGAUUUACUUUUUUUGUUUUUUCAAAGAGAAAACCUUCCUGCUCUGUUCCUGAUCCCAUUCCUCUGCUCAUUCAACCAGGGAGCCCUUUCCUGUCCCUGGGAUGGCCCAGCUGGACUUCACUCCAUCCCACCCUCUGUAGCAUACAUACAUACUAUGGCCCUACCCCAUGGGCAACCCUGGCUAGGCAAGCUCAGCUCUCCAAAGAUCUCCACGUGUGCCCACAGGCUCUUUGUUUCCACAGGGAAGAAUGGCCUACCAGGUAGAACCCAGUAGAGCGGACCUACUGGCACGCCCUCCUAGGCUGCAGCAGGAGCUGCACUCCACCCUACCCCAUCCUUCUCCCCCACAGAUCCAUACCAACCAGGGGAGACUAACAUUGUGACUCUGGGGUGGGCAGGUGCCCAUUUGAAGCCAUCUGAUUUCCUAGGGCAAUAAGUUCUCAUGCAACUCAACCUGCCCUGCCAAGCGGGACCAAACAAUGCCGUUCACACUGGCAACGAUUGCUGGCCAGUCCCUGUGUUUCCUGACCACAGUCACUGUGCAACUUAUCACCUCAGCCACUUGCUUGGGGGCUCGCUUGGUUCCUGAUAUAUCAAUUGUUCAAUUGUUGGUCAGGUAGAGAGAGGAAAAGGGGAGGAGGCUACAGAGUAUGGGGCAAGGAGAUGAGGGAGCCAAUCUUCUAGUUCAAAAUGGUUCUUCUGUGAUCUCUUUCUUAAAGGCAGCUGGCUUCUGAGGGCUCUCCCCAAGCUGCACAAACUGUGGGCAGGGGAUCUGUCUUGGGCAAAAUCCUGCUGCAGGGGAGUGCCUUCAGGAGCCACAUCUAGAUACCUUUCAGUGGUUUGUGCUUAUGUUUACCCUCCUUUAUCUGCAGCAAACCUAUUAAAAGUAAUCAUUCUUCCCUUUCCCCAAUAUUUAGGGUGACCAGUUAUCUCGUCUCAGUGGAGGAUGGCAGCGUUAAAAUGUCUGUUGUUCCAUGUGUCUGCGCACGCACUUGCCAUUCCAUGCAUUUGGCAAGCCGCAGGGUAUUUUUGUGGGUCCUUUUAAAAAUUAAAAUUGGCUUUGGGUAUCUGUAACUACAACUGUACCUGAAAUCAAGUUAACAUUGUUCUUGAUUCAGCAGCCUUCAGCUCAAAAAGAUGGGCUGGAGGAGAAAGGAGGAGAAAGCCGUGGGCGUGGCGUGGAGCCAGGAUGUACGAUUCAACAGCGUGGUUCUGUUUAUGAAAAACACAUACCAUGUAACCAUGGUGCUUUUUGUUCUCCGUUUUUGCCUCUGGGUCCCUUCAAACUGGAAGUUCCUUAUGAUGUCUUUCUCAGGAAAUAUUUCUUAGGUAGGAUAAGAGAGGGUGAAUAGAUGUGAGAUUUGGGCCACGUAAAGAGAACAUCUCAGACCAGCCGCUGUGCCAUGAAUACGGUGCAGUUGGGAAGUGCCGUGAACGUGUGUGUGUACCUAGAGUCAGUAAUGAUACUGUUCAUUGGCAUUUUAAAAUACUGGGCUUCCAACCGUAUCUUGAAUUACCAGUCUGGAAGGAGUUAAUUUGGAUUCAUUCACUUUGGCAUGUACAUUCCCAGCAGGGUGAAGAAAGGUUUAAAUUAAGGAAUUUAUUUUCUCUCUCCUCCUCUCCCCAUCGUCUCCCUCUUCCACUCUUUGUACAGGAGAACGUCAGACUUUCUGAAAUUAUUGUUUCUGUUUUAAAUUGAAUAUCGAUUUUUUUUUUUACACAAACUUUGUAUUGAGUCCUUCUUGAAAGAGUAACAAAAUGAAAUACAGGAUCCUUAUAAAGCCUUGGUACUUUCGACAUCUUAAUAGCUAGAGUUACUGGUGCAUUGGGAACUAUGUAGAUGGCAUUAAAAAAUGUAAGGUUGCAGAAAGCUGCAUCGCACAAUUGAACACAAUAAAUUUUUAUUUCAGUUCUUGGAAACAGCGGGCUGUUCUUUCUAAUGGGGCAAAACGGUGCCCCAAGGCUAGUAGAGUGUAUGCUCCUAUGAGAGGAGAUAGGAUUUCAUUUACCUUAAAUGUUUAUAGAUUUUCUAUAACUUUCAACCUAAGUUAUUAAAAUCUAACAUUAAAUGUGAAAGAAGAACUUAAUGAGGAGUAUAGGUCUCAGAUUGCUGGCUUCCCUGGUGAAGUUUUAACCAAUAGGGAACUUUUGGUCAUAAUAAGUAUGUACUUUCAAAAAAAUAUGACAGUUUUUAAUAGUCCAUGUACUCAAUGUUAGAUUUUUGUAAAAGCCUGCCUUCUGGGAGUUGGAAAAGAGAAAGUUGGAUAGUUAUCCAUUCUUUGUACUAUCAUGUACUAUUAAAUCAAAAUGCAUCAUGGUUUUGCUGAAGUUCAUAAAGUAAGCCGUAGAGAAAAUGCUUGACCACCCAUUUGGGGCUGAACUAUUAUUAUCUGCCUUUCUUCCUCUGUCCUCUUGAAAUCUACAAAGAUGACCAGUUCUUAAUAGCACAAGGUGAGAGCCAGGUGGUCCUGGGGUGUUGGCUGCAUCGCUGUUCCUUGCUGGGAGCUAGGGACUCCCUUUUCGAGACCAGCCUUGUAGCAUGUGUUGGAGAGGAAUGAGGUGCUCACCCUGUCCCUUCUGGGGGCAGUCAGUGGUGGUGGCCUGUUUCCUUUUUUGCCUGUCAUCUUCUCAAGUGCACAUAUUUACACAGUUUGUACCUCUGGUAUCCCACCAGCACCUUGGAUGAUAGGAAUGGAUUGCCUGCUUCCCCUCACCACCACCCUGUGGACCGAGUGAAUGUUCCAGACACACAGUGAAACCAGCAAAGUCAAGCCCUUGGUUUACCCUUUUCCACCUGAUCUCUGCUGUGAAAGGCCCCUACAUGGUGUGUGUGUGUGUAUAUAUAUAUAUAUAUAUGUAUGUGUGUGUGUGUAUACACAAGGUGUGUAUGUAUACACACACACACACACACACACACACGUGGAUGUUUUUUCCCCAUAGAUGUGAGCAUUUCUCUGCGUAACAGGCAGAUGGCAUGUGUGUGUACAUAGCCAUCUUAAUUUCCGUCUUACCUGUAGCAGGUGGGUGUAUGUCUCAGCGGAUACUUGUGAAUGUGUGUAUGGCUGGAUGCCUGAGGGUGUUUGUGUUGCUACAGAUGCCCUAUUUGAGAGAUUUCCUAGCAGCUAGAUUCUUGCAUGGGGAUCCUAUAACCUGAAAACGGCAAGAAACAAAGAAAGGUCAAGCUCUAAGAGAAUUACUACUCAAAUUUCACUACCCUGGAAGCCUUACUAUCUAUUUCUUAAUAUAACUUACCAAAAGAAAGAAAGAAAAAAAAAUAACCAGUGAUUGGUCACUAAAAGUAGCACAGAAAUAUUAGUAUAUUUAUUUAAAUCAGCCUGCAGCAGAGACCCUGCUAGAAUAAAGUGAUGUUAAGUAUUUCUGAGUAGUGUUUUUGCUUUAUGGAUCUUGUUACAUACAGAGAAUAAAUCACGACUGUGAAUUUACGACUAUGUCACCAUGUCAUAUUCCAUUAUAAAUAAAAUGUGGAUUGUUCUUGAGCCCCUAGUGCAGUUCUUGAAUGGUUAGAUCCUCCAUCAGAACCACUGUUCUUAGCUUUAAUCACACGGAUGCCCAGAAUAUUAGAUUUUGGGUCACUUUUUGACAAAAUGUGUGUUGGUCACAGAUGAAAAGGAAUCACACUGACACAUAUUUAUCAGGUAUUGUAUAUCAGAUCCUGCUCUGCACAGCCUUGCAAUCCCCACAUUCUUUUGAGAUAAGAAUUACUCAGUUUUGCAGGUGAGAGAAAAGGAAGGUCAGACAGGAAGGUACUUGCCCAAGGACCCAUGGCCAGUAGGUGGAAUUUCAAAGAGGUGUUUGAUACCAGUCCCUCUCUGUCCACUAUACCCCAAAGCAUGACCCAAGUGGCUUGGCAUUUCUGAAUGUGGAGGAGGGACCUAGAGACACACCUUGCAUCAGAACCUGCAGUGGGGCAUUGCUUGGGAGCCAGGAUCACUUCUUUCAACUUGGGGUUUGCACUAUAUAGUCCCUUCGAUUUUCUCCCUUAGGCCGGAAGGUUUCCUGGGGUAGUCCAUGGAAAGAACUCAAAAAGGCCCCUUCUUGCUGGAGAGCCUACCAGACAGCCAGUGUUGCAGCUGCUGCCAGACACAGGAGUGCUGUGGGUCCCAGCAGCCACCUGGAGUUUUGCCUCCCCACCUUCCUCCCCUCCCUGCUGGCUUGGGCAGAAUCCAUCUGGGCCUUGGGUGCAGAAUGGGCAUCUGGGCCUUCGGUGCACCUGGCCUGGCCUCUUCUUGGUGCAAGGACACCAUUAUGCUCAGCCCUGGUGGGAGAGAGGCUGUCUGCAGGGCAGCCUGGGAGGUCUGGAGCCUGGGGAUCUUGGCUCCUUGACGUAAGUGUUCUCAGCAAGCAAUUUGCAUCCCACUACUUCCCCACACCUGCCCUCAGGACUUGACAAAACAGACAGAAAAUGGGACUAGGGUGGGGAACUAUUUUUAAGUUUUGGAUUCAGUUGUGCGUCAACCAUUUUCUGCCCAGCUGCUUGUUUCCGUGGGAGGCAGGAGAUGGAGGGUGGGGUGCUCAUCCCUCAGGGUUGCUUCUCCUACAGAAAGAAGAUGAGCUUUCAAAGGGUGGGUAAGAAAUGUAAAACUACUGAAUAAAAUCAGACUUUAGGACUCUGCGAGUCCUUUUGGCUAGGUCCUGUCCCGUUUCUUCCUAGAUAACCCAGUUUGUUUCACCUGCGAAAUAAAUCUCUUUAAUGCAUUGUUAGAGUCUCCCCAAGAUUCCUAAAGCCUGAGGCAGCACAGAAGAGUUUGCUUUCAAUAUGGCACGACCAGCCUACCAGUUCUGUCUCCCUCAGAAACAUCAGUGUUUUUAAUCUUAGAAUAAAAGACUUUCCUCUUAAGCCCCCAGGACAAAUGCAACAAGCCCCCAAGCUAUUAUCUGAACUGUGUCUUAGGUACUUCUUUUGGCACUGGAUUUGGAUGUGGACCGCAGUAUUUGAAUGUACAGCCGCCUGGACUUACCUGUGUUUCUAUGUAUCUGAAAUUUCACUUGUGGCCAGGAGCCUUCAUUUGUGAAGUUGUUCAUCCUUUAGGAGUUUUUAAACCCUAAGAAGUCUAGGAAAGGUUCAUCUGAGAGGACAAGGAACUAUGGCUCAGGGAAUUAUCUAUGGGACCUGGGCAUCUGAUCUGCAGGUGACAAGUCUAGUUCAACUUAUUGUGGGAGAUUUAGAUAGAUGCGCAUUCAUCACUGUUCUAGGGACCAGGAAGAAAGAGGUGGCCGUGGCUUUCGUGUGCAAGUGCCCCUCAGUUCCAGAAAUACAGAAAUAUUCAGACAUACACAGAAAAUUGAAGUAUUAUAUCUUAGUAUUUAGGUACUAAGUGCUUAGUACUAAGUACUUAGCAUUAUGUCAGUACUAGUACUUAUGUGUUAGUACUUAGGGGGGAACAUACGAAAAACUAAACUUUAAUGAUAAUUCCUUAUUUUACGAUGAAUUUACUCUGGGACCCCCUAAAUUUUGACAUGUUUAACCAGAUUUGAUUUCUAAGCUGUCAUUUAUAUAUACAACUAUUGCAUAGAGGGCAGAACACCAGCAAGGAAGAUGUAGGACAUAUACUGACUCCCCAGGGUAGUUGACUCACUUUGUGGUUGUCACAUCCUCGACAACGGUGCUAAUGAGAGGCCCAGAGAGGCCUGGGCCAGGGAUUAUUUGAGAAGAGAUUAAUUGACAGUUGCUUUUGUUAGCAGGACUCCACAUUUCUAAAUUUCUACUCCAGCAUCAAACAGAAAGUUCAGUGAUAAAAUCAUUCUAUCUAUUUCUGAUGGAGUCAAUUGCAAAAAAACGUGGUCAGUAACCUUUUAUGUUCUUUCCAAUUAGUUCCGUACUUUGUAACUGGGAGGGACAGUUUUGCAAACUGGCUUUGCUGAAGGUCACUGGUCACUCUAUGUAUAAGACAGCCUGAGUGUGGGCUGCUGCAUUAACUGGGUGGUGGGCUCUAUUGGGGCAUUCCUAAAUGUGCAAAGGAAUGAAUUAGACACCAGCAACCAUCUAUGCAAGUCCAUUUACAUCUCCAAGUUUAUGCUACGAGGCCUCUUCUCAUUGUGAUGUUAGUAGCAGUGUUAGCAUCUGUCGUGGUCACGGUAUAGCUGGUCUCCAAGUUACUUUGUUCCCUUUUGGGUCCUCCAGUGAUAGCCCUCCCCCAUCUCAAUUAACUAUAAAACAUUUUUUAUUCUGUAAACAUGGAAAAUAAACUGAGAUCCCAAAUUGUA